AUGAAGCUGCGCGUCGGCCCGCUGGUGGCAACCUGGUACGCAGCCUCCAUCGCGGCCAUCUGGACCGCCAAGAUCGUGCUGCAGGAGCUCGCCUGCCCAGCGACCCUUGCCGCCGUCCAGUUUGCCGUGGCAGCAGCGGGCACACGCUGCCUGCUGCCGUCCUCCUCCCGCGGCCCGCUGAGUGACGUCGAGCUGCGGGCGGUGCGCGGCGUGAGCCUGACAUACACGCUCGGCUUCCUGCUCACCAACGCCGCCAUCGCCGCCGCCGCGCCGAGCUUUGUGGAGACGGUCAAGGCGGCCGAGCCUCUCACCACGGCAGUCGCUCUUGCCGGACUGGUGCUGGGCGAGCGGGAGCGGCCCGCCACCCUCCUCGCCCUCCUCCCGAUCGUCGCCGGCGUCGCGACCGCUUGCUCCGGCGGCGGCGCCUUCAGCGCCACCGGCGGGGCCCUCGCCCUCGCGUCGAACGUCGCCUUCUCUGGCCGCGCCGUGCUAGCCGCGUCGCUCGACCCUCCUCAUGCGUUGGUCAGCUCAGUUGGUCAAUGGAUAGGCCGCGCCGUGCUGACCAAGUCGCUCAAGCGCCGCCAUGCCGGCUCGCCCGCCGCCCGCUCGGACGCAUGCCUCUUUUACCACGUCGCGCGCGGCAGCCCGGCUCCUGCUCCCGAGGCGUCAGCUUCGCCGUCCUCGCACGCGUCAGCAUCGCGACGCGUCGUCGCCUUCGCGCGGACCAAGGCGCGCGACGGCAACAGCAGCAGCGGUGGGGCCAGCGGCAGUGGCAGGACUCGCACAAAGGGUUUGCUUCCGGAUUGCUGCGCUUGCGAGGCGCAAUUUUGCUGGGACUGCGCGCCGCGGGGGCCGAGCGGGCUAGAGGCUCGUGGCGAGCGCCCAACUGUUGCGCUGUUGCACUGGCAGGGUCGAUUCCGCAUGGCUUCAAAGGGUGGGCCCUGGGGCGCCUGCGGCUUAAACGGCUUAAAGCGGGCCCGGGCCCAUUUUAAGGCUGCCUGGGCCGCCGAUUCCUUAAACGGUCUUAAACGCUUAAACGUGCACCAGACUUACAGAUGUGUCUUCAGAGGCGGGUUUGUGCCCAAUAACGGCAGUAUUGGACAAUUGGAGAAAACGGCGCGGAACCCAGCGACGCAUGCCGGCGAGGCCGAGUUUCUUAAACGGAUCGAGGUGCACGCUGCCGAAGCAGUGUCGUCCCCCCUCUCCCCGACGGUGAUGGCGGUGUGA
This is a messenger RNA of Emiliania huxleyi CCMP1516, 1227 nucleotides long. RefSeq lists its product as hypothetical. The transcript is spliced from 9 exons. The record is from RefSeq and is a predicted model, not a curated record. Gene Ontology annotation, molecular function: antiporter activity. Lineage: Eukaryota; Haptophyta; Isochrysidales; Noelaerhabdaceae. Gene Ontology annotation, cellular component: Golgi apparatus. The coding region runs from base 1 to 1227 and encodes 408 amino acids.